This is a messenger RNA of Salarias fasciatus (jewelled blenny), 1104 nucleotides long. It is a transcript of the gene lyve1a, whose product is annotated as lymphatic vessel endothelial hyaluronic receptor 1a. The record is from RefSeq and is a predicted model, not a curated record. The transcript has 6 exons. Gene Ontology annotation, cellular component: plasma membrane. The coding region runs from base 74 to 901 and encodes 275 amino acids. Gene Ontology annotation, molecular function: hyaluronic acid binding; transmembrane signaling receptor activity. Gene Ontology annotation, biological process: cell adhesion. Lineage: Eukaryota; Metazoa; Chordata; Actinopteri; Blenniiformes; Blenniidae.
AUUCCGCUCACAGACUCUUAAACUUCCAACACCGGUUGUCACCAGCAUUUAUGCCUCUUUACUUUGACCAGUCAUGAAUAUUUUUUGCCUUUGCAUCACAUCAGUGUUAGCCAUCACUUCAGUCUUCUCUGAUCAAAACUCCAAGAAAAACCACAUGAGAUUUUUUCCUGCAGCCGAUCAAAGUAUUGCUGGAGUAUUCCUGGUCACUGUUCUUCACCUCGGCAAUCCUCAGUAUUUCUUCAAUGCCUCUGAAGCUCGGAGCCUUUGUUCAUCUCUUGGAGUCAGCAUCGCCACUAAAGAACAAGUCGAGAAAGCUAUCACCAGAGGUCUAGAAACAUGCAGGUUUGGAUGGAUUGAUGAAAAUUUUGCAGUUAUUCCGAGAAUCCACCCCCUUAUAACUUGUGGCAGAAACAAGACAGGUUUGGUGCCCUGGAGAGCAUCUCUCAACUCACUGUUUGAUGUGUUUUGCUUCAAUGAAUCAGACGCUGCUGCACAAUUGAAGGAUGCGACUACUGAUACCCCCCGGAACAGCACGUAUCACUCAGCUCGGUCUUCUCCAGCAACGCAGAAAACUUACUCAGCAUUUUCCGCCUUCCUUCAUUCCUCCUCUUCAACCCCUGAAAUCAUUGACAUAAAGGCAGAACCGGCCCGCAACGUUGGUGGUGCACAACGCUCUACUGGAGGAAGACUCGUACUCAUCACAUGCACGUCUGCAUUCCUUGUAAUUGCCGUGGUCAUCACUGCAUACCUAAAACUGCACAGGCGCUGCUCUGAGAGCUCUGAUGAGAAGAAUCAACAUGAGUACAUCGAGACAGAAGAGUCGGCGUGUGUGAGAAGCAUGAAGGACACUGAAAAAUCUGCACCACAAGAUGAGAAUAUAGAAGUGGAAGAUGAAGAAUAAUAAACUUUUGAUUGAUGUACACUACAUGAUGAAGAAUUUGUUAAUCACUGUUGAUCAUUUGUGUCAUAUUUUGUUAGGGGGUAAUCCAGAGAGGAUGCGCAGUGACUUUGUUAUCUAUGUAUGCAUUGUUCUCAUCGUUUGUAAUAUUUCCAGUAAUAAUAAAUGAAGCAGUAAAACCAUGAGAUGGAAAUGUUGGCAAAACA